Asparagus officinalis (garden asparagus) is the source of this 4506-nucleotide messenger RNA. RefSeq lists its product as uncharacterized. The transcript has 2 exons. Lineage: Eukaryota; Viridiplantae; Streptophyta; Magnoliopsida; Asparagales; Asparagaceae. The record is from RefSeq and is a predicted model, not a curated record. Bases 3239 to 4033 code for a protein of 264 amino acids.
UCUUCUUAUUUUCUAUAGGAAAGGAGCCUGUUUACAAUUUUUGGAGUUAUUAAGGAGUAUGAGUUUGAAAUUAGUCAGUGAGGAUGAAAUUUGAACUUCAAUUGGGAAUUAUAUGGGCUUUUUGGUAGUUUUAAAAAAGAUUUAUGUGCCUUGUUUUAAAAUUCAUUAGAAUCUCUUGGUCUAGAAAAGGUGUUGUCUAGAAAUUCUGGUUCUAAAAGGGGAUAGAGCUAAAUUUCUUGAUUAAUGACUUGAAGCAAACCAUAUAUCUGCAUUAGCUGAAUUUCCUCUGAUCCAAAUUCAGAUACUUGCUUCAUCUAACUUUGUUUGUAUACGAAAUAUAUGCUGGAUUCACUAGGACUUUCAAUUUAUUUUUCUUACAUAUCUCCAUAUUACUAGGUAAUACACUUCUUCGCAGAUCAAACAGCCAGGAUCCAUCUUCUUUCUUCCUACAUUUCAUUUAAUCCAAGCUAAAUUCAGGGUCCCUUGGUUUCCUUAGGGCAAAUAAGAAGAACUCUGUAUUGAACCAUAUGAAUGAUUUUCCUAUUGUUUUCUUUCUCUUGAGAAUUUUAUUAACCUGAGCUGGUGUAUGCUCUCCUUUAUUAAAAACUAGACACGAUGUAACUUAGAAAAUUCUGAACGAGAACCCGAGAAUGUCAUGUUCAAAUGUGAUGCUCGAGGUGCCAAAUGUGCUAUAAUUCCCUCCUUAGUUAAAACUUAAGCAAUUAAAAAUCGAUUUAAUACUUGUGUCCUAUGUAGCUCUAUAAAUGUCAUAGAUUCCAACUUCCCCCGGAAGCUAUAAGAAGGGAAACUAGCCAAGAUAAUAUGGAUAAUGCUUUUCAAGCUUUUUUUCUUCUUUUAUUAAUAGCUUGAGAAUACUUAGAUCUAAAGACAACCAUUUUCACCUGUCAGGGUACAAAGCCUUCUAGGUAAUUGCAGUUCUUGGAUCCCAAAAAGGACAACCUAAUCACUCUACAUUCAUUUUCACAAUAAUAGUUUGACAAUUAUUUGGCUAUCAUUCAAAGUGUUUGUAUAGUAUUAGUAUUGGAGUAACGCUCGCAACUUUGUUCUUUACCGAUAAGAAUUAAGGCAUCUCAAUCAUGUCGAGCCAGAAACUACCUCAAUCGCUUUCCUUACUCUUCUUUUCUCUUCCUUUUGGGUUAUCUCUAUCUACACGAAUCUCUUAACUCCCUCACAUAUGGAUGUUUGUGUUUUUCUUUCAAAGGGAUUCCUUAUGAGCAUGUUCUCUAGGCAGAAGGUAUAAAAUUGAGUUAUCGACAAUAAAACUUAUAAGACCAGCCUUCACCUGUAGGUGAGAAUAACAAUGGGAUUUGUAAUUAAAAGACGUGUAUUGUCAAGUCAGUUUUAGAAGAUGGCAGGGGAGUAUCUGUCACCUUCUCUCUCUUUUUUCUUUUCCUGUUUUUGUUCUCUUUUCAAGUAAACACUAACCAUUCUCUCAUAUUGAUGACAUUAGGCCGUUUUAAACUGAGGGGAAUAUUGUCUUUAACAUAAUAGAUUUUUCUGUUCAACAUCGCGCUACAGGGUUGUCUUCGCCGUUCCUAAUAUCCCUCCAGAUAAGGUCAAAUUGAUGCUGGUUGAUUGUCACCUUAUGUUAUUAAGUUUGGUAAAAAUUUUGAGUAAAAUAUUGUUCAUUAUCGCUGGAACACUGAAACCAGACUAGAUAUUUACUUACUAUGUUACUAUGAAUUUCGAGUUAAACUUCAUAUUUUCCCCCCCUUUAUUUUCUUAUGCGUCAUUUUCCAUAGUCCUCACAAUGAUUAGUAUUUAUUUGCUUCACUUUUAGGAUACUUUACAUUGAAUCAUAUCAAAGAAAUCACAUUUAUCUUUAGGCCAUUUGUUUUUAUAUCGAGUACCUGGUUCUGCAGGGGUAUGCGUUAAAAGCUGCAUUUGUCGUGAAUAGGGUUUGUGAUGUAUUGUCAAUUAAUUUAUUCAUGUUAACACUUUAUACUGUUAUAUUCCAUAGAUUGACCCAUGCUAAUCUCCAUAGUUCCAUACUGUUACAAUGUCAUUAAGCAAGUUCACACUAAAAGAAUCUGGUGACUUCCAGAGAAAGCAAUUACCAUAAAAAUAUGCUAAAUAAUUUGUGGAUAAUAAAUGACCUCAAGCACCUAAUGACAACUUGUUGAGAUUAACAAAUUUUUUCAGGUUGGUAACAUGAAAUUGUCUGAAUCCUAAUCCCCCGGAAAACACUGUGGCGUGUGGUAUAUCAGGUGAUGGGUCAGUACACGUUACCUGACACUUUCUGAUAUUUUCUUGAAGAACCAGUUUAAUCCUAAACAAUAAUUUUGAGGGUGCAUCAGAUCCCAAGUAUUUCUGAACGAUAGUCCUAAGUUCAUGAGAAGUUUCUCUGCUAGUUCCUAAUAUUUGGUGGUAUUUACUAAAUAUUACCAUUUGACUAAAAGCCAUUUAAUUUUAAAAUUGACUCUUUUUUUAUUUCUCUUUUAUGCUAAGCUAGUACAACUGCCCUUGAUACUUACUAAAAAGAAAUUGUGAUGGGUUCAUAAGGUCCUAUAUACUUCUAAAUAAUAGGUUAGAAAAAGUUAUUAAUAUUUUCUAGUUACUCGCAUUUUUAAUAUUUAUUAAAUGGAGCCAUUUGAACGGAAUGCAUUUGUAUUAAAUUGACUCUUUUUCCCCCCUCUUCUUGAAUAAUAUAUCUUGCACAUAAUAUCUAUCCAGAAAUGGCAAAACGCAUAGAAUUGAGGAUGCAGAUGUCUUGUUAACACAUUAUUUCAUGCACUAUUUUGAGAAAAAUCCCAUAGGUAAUACGGAUUCUUAACAAUACAAGUAGGAAAUGUAGAAGUUGAAUGGCUUAACCAGUAUUUACACUUGUAAGUAAAACAGCAACAAUUAUAAUAAUAAUAACCAGUACUUCAGUGCACACAUCAUAAAAAACAAUAACUAGUACUCCAGUGAAUGUGUGCAUGACACAAAUGGUCGGGAAAAUGUUGUAAUCAGAUAGUCAAGGAAAUGGAUAAAUAUGAUUUUGAGUAUUUUUCUAUUUUCUUUGAGAUUUUUUUAAGGACAUUUCUGUGAUUUUUUCCCAAAUGUGUGGAAAUUCCCUUUGAAUUUUGUUAAGUGUGAGGGCAUUUUUGUUCAUUUAAAAGAGCAUUUAGAAUUAGUUUUUCCAAACAUAUUUUUGUAAUUCAAAAGUGUGGCUCACAAUGACCAAAAAGGAGGCUUUUCUUAAUAUAUAGUAUAGAUAAACAAAUGACUUACACAAAUGGUUUCUCACUCUUCAGGCAUGGGUUUGAAACUGCAACCCUCUAGUAAUCUCUUGACCACUUUUCUAAAGAAUAACCAUGAUGUGGGAGCUCUAAUUUUCACAUCUCAAGAUACCAAGCUCGACCUCAACAAUAGAUCGCGAAAGUUGGUUGGCUCAACUGGUUUUGAUCAGAUUCCAGUGUCAAUGGAAAGAGUCCUUGAACAAAACAGCAAAGAACGUAUGAGGAAUACUAUGAUGAGGCAAGAAGAGAUCUUCAAACAGCAGGUUCGUGAACUCCACCGGCUAUAUCGAGUUCAGAAAAUGCUAAUGGCUGAUAUGAGAACUAGGGGGACACAGCCCCUCUUGCAUUCAACUGCCACUAAUCCGAGAGCAGUCACAGACUCGAAGAACAAAUACUGGAGCAGUUCAUCAACAUCAGAAACAAGUCACUCUUCAUACAUCAGCAAUCAAUACCAAACCACUCCACAACUAAAAUCCAAGCACAAUUCAAUAAAGCAUAAGGGCUUCGAUCUCAAAGGACCUACUGAAGAGAAAGCUGCCAUCUCUUGUGUCCAAUCUAAGGAAUUGUGGGCUGAUGAGGAGUGCGAUAUUGAUCUAUCUUUAAGUAUUGGAUGCAGCUCGAGCAAGAAGAAACCGAAUAAUUGGAUUCAUCCGGAGCCAACAAGUGAAAGAAGGCAGCUUCUUUCGUCUAAUACAGGAGCUAGACUAGAAAGAGGGGAGGAAUGCAGUGAAAGAGAAAGCUUACAGAGGCCUCCUUGGCAUCUCCAAGCAAUGAGUUUGAACAGAACAUAGUUCGAUUCUUUGUAAAAGUCUUUGAGGCUUUGAAAAUAUAAGAAACCGGGACAGAACUUGAAUCCAAACUUAUAAUGUGCGUCGGAACUGAAUACCUUAACUGAGACCAGAUGUCCAGACUCUCUCAGUGGUGGAUUAAUUUGGUUUCAGAAGAGGAUGAUUCAAGUUUUAUCAGCUUAGCUUCUUCUACACUGCUUUCUUGAUUCAAGUUGUUCACGGGAGGAAGGAUAAUGACCAAUAACAAGAUGACUGCUAUAUUUUAACUCUUCGCUGACAGGAAAUUUGCUGAGGAUGUAAAUGUAAGCCAUUGUAAUUUUUUUCAUUGAUAUAAUACUUAUUUCUUUUGUUAUUUCUUUUUUCUUUAAUUCCGACUUCUAUGUUUUGAAUAAUGGGACGUUUGUUUACAAUGGGAACUAGCAGUAGAGUCAUUCAUUUGUUCACUUUAAAUGUUAUAGUUUGAGUUUGUAUCGUUA